CGAGACGAGUAUCUCAGCUCCUGAAUGAUUUCUGUACUUGCGGGGAAACUGCAAUCUUGUCUGUUGAAGCUUUGAAUUUCGAACUACACACUUCAAAGUAGUUUGAACCGUGAGUAUCUUUAAUUUUCUUACAAGACUUCCUUGAAACGUCUUUGAAUUCGUACUAGUUUUUACUGAAGUUGUGAAUGCUUUUUUCUGGCGAUUUCAUCUACUCUGAAAUUGGGGUGAGAAAAGCAUGGAGAGGAUUCUGUUAUCCGUCCUGGAUGCGAGCCAGGCCGGAGGGGAAUCAGUGUUAACGACAAUGAAGUUUGCAGUUCUGCCCAUUGCAAAGGUUUUCACGAUGUGCUUUAUGGGAUUUCUUAUGGCUUCAAAAUAUGUUAAUAUCCUACCUGCUAGCGGGCGAAAGCUUCUAAACGCGUUGGUCUUCUCACUUUUGCUUCCAUGUUUGAUAUUCUCUCAACUUGGACGGGCCAUCUCUUUGCAGAAAAUGAUUGAGUGGUGGUUUAUCCCUUUCAAUGUAGUUUUAGCUACCAUAACCGGUUCACUAAUUGGUUUAGUUGUUGCAUUAAUCAUCCGGCCACCAUACCCUUUUUUCAAGUUUACUAUUAUACAGAUUGGAAUUGGGAAUAUUGGGAAUGUGCCGAUUGUCCUGAUUGCUGCUUUAUGUAGAGACAAAUCAAACCCAUUUGGAGACUCAAACAAAUGUAACCAAGAUGGGAAUGCCUAUAUUUCCUUUGGCCAAUGGGUUGGUGCUAUUGUCUUAUACACAUAUGUAUUCCAUAUGCUUGCACCUCCUCCUGAAGGUACCUUUGACAUUGAGGACAAAAAUCUUCCGAUCAAGGAACCUCCAAAGAAUGGCACACCUGAGCAAGUUCCCUUGCUUGUACGGGAGCCUGAGUCAACAGAUUCAAAUGCCUUGAACAAAGGAACGAUUAAAAAGUUCUUAGGCUUCCUAUAUGAGAAGUUGAAGCUCAAGCAAAUUCUUCAGCCACCUAUCAUUGCAUCCAUCCUCGCAAUGAUAAUCGGUACCAUACCGGUCUUGAAGCGACUGGUUCUUACGGACGAUGCACCACUCUUCUUCUUCACUGACAGCUGCAUUAUUCUGGGGGAUGCUAUGAUUCCAUGCAUUUUACUAGCAUUGGGCGGUAAUCUUGUAGAUGGACCAGGUAGUUCAAAGCUUGGAUUUAGAACAACGGCUGCUAUUAUUUUUGCGCGGUUGGUUUUAGUCCCUCCUGCUGGGAUUGGCAUUGUUAUGUUGGCUGAUAAGCUUGGCUUUCUCCCACCUGGUGAUAAGAUGUUCCGAUUUGUUCUCCUCCUCCAGCAUACAAUGCCGACAUCGGUACUUUCAGGAGCUGUUGCUAGUUUAAGAGGGUGUGGAAGAGAGUCUGCUGCUGUCCUGUUUUGGGUUCACAUCUUUGCAGUCUUCUCAAUGGCUGGGUGGAUUGUUCUAUAUCUCAGCAUACUAUUCUGAGGGCACAAGUGCUAAUUUUAAUUUAUGUUGAUAGCAUCGUUGAGAAUAGGGUGAUUAGGGUGUUUUAUUCGCCCUUUGAACAUACAAGUACUGUAUAGUAGAGCUUAUGAGCCGCUAAAGGGGC
Telopea speciosissima is the source of this 1595-nucleotide messenger RNA. RefSeq names its product protein PIN-LIKES 6. NCBI's taxonomy places the organism in Eukaryota, Viridiplantae, Streptophyta, Magnoliopsida, Proteales, Proteaceae. The record is from RefSeq and is a predicted model, not a curated record. The transcript has 13 exons. Gene Ontology annotation, biological process: endoplasmic reticulum to cytosol auxin transport. The coding region runs from base 236 to 1471 and encodes 411 amino acids. Gene Ontology annotation, cellular component: membrane.